AUGAAUGCGUCAACGAGUCUGAAGGUGCGCCUGCCGGCGCUAGUGCUAGUGUCAGAGGUUGUCAUGAUAGCUCUUUAUGCUGUUUUUGUCACAUAUGACGACAAUGCCAAUGCUAAGUUUCAAAACAAUCAGACCAACCCGAUGGAGAACUCCGUGUAUCGAGACUAUCCCUACUUUGCAGAUGUGCAGGUGAUGAUCUUCGUAGGCUUCGGCUGCCUGCUGGCCUUCUUCCGAUUCUACGGCUUCAGUGGAAUGGUCUUCAACUUUCUUACGGCUACAUUUUCAAUCCAGUGGGCGAUCCUGAUGCAAGGUUUCUUCCAGUUUUACUAUGAUGGUAAAAUUCACCUGGGAGUGAUCAACCUGCUGAACGCAGAGUUUGCCUGUGCUGUUGUGCUCAUCUCAUUCGGAGCCGUGCUCGGGAAGACCGGUCCUGUUCAGCUCCUGGUCAUGGCUCUGCUGGAGGUCCCUAUCUUUGCAGUGACAGAAUGGGCUGUAUUAAAAUACAUUAGAAUCAACGAUGCAGGUGGCACCAUUCUUAUUCACCUGUUUGCUUGCUACUUUGGCCUUGGGGUGACAUUUAUACUCUACCGCCCGAGCCUGAACGAGGGACAUUCUAAAGAGACCACUAGUUAUAACUCUGACAUCCUCUCUGUCAUGGGAACCUUGUUCCUCUGGGUGUUCUGGCCGUCAUUUAACUCCGCUCUGACCUUUAAGGGUGACGAUCAACACAGAGCAAUACUCCACACUUUUAUAGGUCUUAGCUCAUCCACUAUCACCGCCUUCGCUCUCUCCGCAGCGUUCAACAAGAGAGGCAAGCUCACAAUGGCUGAUAUUCAGAAUGUGACUCUGGCAGGUGGUGUGACUGUCGGGGCUUCUGUGGACAUGAUGAUAUCCCCUGUAGCUGCUUUCGCCCUGGGCAUUAUGGGCUGCACUGCCUGCUUCUUCGGAUACAAGUACCUGACCCCCUUUUUGGCCCGCCGCCUGAGGAUCCAAGAUCAGUGUGGUAUUCACAACCUCCACGGCCUCACUGGCCUCAUAUCAUCCACAGCAGGGAUCUGUGCCAUUCUCCUCGCCACUGAGGAAACCUACGGGCCCAGCAUGUACCAGAUCUUUUCCCACCGUGCCCCGCCCGAGGGAGAUCCAAAGCUUCUGGAGCUGCAGAGGCUGAUUCCUGGGCUGAAGCCGGGCUUGGGUCGUACUGCGAAUGAACAAGCUCUGUACCAGGUGGCAGCUGUCUUUACUACGAUCGCAGCGUCAGCAGUCGGUGGGAUGCUCACCGGUUUGGUCAUGAAGCUGCCUUUCAUGGCAUCUCCAUCUGACAAGGACUGCUUUGACGACGAGCUUUUCUUUGACAUGCCUGCUGACUUUGACGGUGUAGAAGUUUUAAAGACCUCAAUAAGUUAUGAUGAAAAGGUACAAAUGAGCUCUUUGAACGACAAAGUCGACAUACAGAGGAAGUCAUCUUGAGUCAUUCCUUUUUUACAUUAUUGUCAUUCCAACUGCAUUUUUCACAUUUUGCAAGUCUUACUGAUGUGUGACUGAUUAUUGUUCCUGUUGGAGAGAUGAAAUAUAUUUGGAAUUUGAGUUAAGACAUUCUUAAACAUUAGCCGCUCACCAAAAGCUGUUUACUGCUGCAGUUUGAGUUUUGAAUGUAAGAUAGAAAAGGCUAUGCAAGAGCGUAGAAUGUGAUGAU
Messenger RNA from Centropristis striata (black sea bass), 1693 nucleotides. It is a transcript of the gene rh50, whose product is annotated as Rh50-like protein. Bases 1 to 1467 code for a protein of 488 amino acids. Gene Ontology annotation, biological process: ammonium transmembrane transport; ammonium homeostasis. Gene Ontology annotation, molecular function: ammonium channel activity. The transcript has a single exon. The record is from RefSeq and is a predicted model, not a curated record. NCBI's taxonomy places the organism in Eukaryota, Metazoa, Chordata, Actinopteri, Perciformes, Serranidae. Gene Ontology annotation, cellular component: plasma membrane.